AUGGCCGAUUUAGAUAAUUUUUUUGCAAAGAAAGACCGCAAGAAAACCAAAGGCCAAAAAUUCGCCACCUCCUCGGAUAAUAUGGCUACCGGACAGGAAGAGUUACAGAAAAAACAAGACAAACAGAAAAAGGAAAGAUCUGAAAGGUCGCUUACAAUUCAAAAUAAUUAUGCGACUGAAACAGACAACAAAGCUUCUGCCAAGAAGCUGGAGGAAGAAUGGAAUGAAUACCAAGAAGAAAUAAAAGACUAUACAACACUUAAAAUGCAAAAUUUGACAGCUGACUGUCCUUCUAACUUUACGGAUAACAAUGAAAAAGAUGAUGAAAUAGAAUUUGAAGAAAACGAGGCGGGAGAAAUGGUGCCAAAACGAAAAAAUGCAGGACCUUGGAAAGUAAACGAACCUGAACAACCUCCUCCACCACCAAAAGCUGUUGCUCCUCCAGUAGUUGCUGAAGUACAGAAAAAAGUGUACGUUCCACCAGCUCAGCGUAACAAUUUUCAAGGUGGACAUAGAAGCACGCCAAGAAGUAAAACUAGCUUAGAUGUUAAAAAUGAAGAAAUGUUUCCAACUCUUCAAGGCAAUAAUAAUCCUAAAAGAACUGUAGCGCCUGCUGCUAGAAAAGUUGAAACUCCAGCAUGGGCCAAGUAUCAAUGA
Macrosiphum euphorbiae (potato aphid) is the source of this 657-nucleotide messenger RNA. NCBI's taxonomy places the organism in Eukaryota, Metazoa, Arthropoda, Insecta, Hemiptera, Aphididae. The record is from the annotation of a GenBank genome assembly.